This is a messenger RNA of Cryptotermes secundus, 2543 nucleotides long. RefSeq names its product spindle assembly abnormal protein 6 homolog. Gene Ontology annotation, cellular component: centrosome; centriole. Gene Ontology annotation, biological process: centriole replication. The transcript is spliced from 14 exons. Lineage: Eukaryota; Metazoa; Arthropoda; Insecta; Blattodea; Kalotermitidae. Bases 452 to 2368 code for a protein of 638 amino acids. The record is from RefSeq and is a predicted model, not a curated record.
CUAUGUUGAUAAUCUGUAGCUCUAAGUGUUGAGUUAUGUUUGUAACCCGCAGUGUUUAUAUUUCAAAACUUUCAAAGUUGUUUAGUAAAUGUAAGCCGGUGUGGGUGAAUGUGAGAGUCAGGUGUAAGCGUUGAUUGUUGUAACUGCAUUUUCAGUUGCUGGACAUGGUUUUGUUAAACAGAAAAUGAAUAUGCUCCAGUUUCAGGAGACCAAAUUAUAUGGUGUCGAAUGAUAGGAUGGUUAGUGAAUGAAUUGUAAUGAGGAAGAAAGUUGUCAUGGCCUAAUUUGAGGUACUGUCACAAGAUUUGCCUGGAGGACCGAGGAAGAUCGCUGUAAACCACAGUCAGGAUAGCUGGUCUCUGGAUUGAGAUUUGAAUGCUGAACCUGCAAAAUACAAAGCAGGAAUGCACACUGCCUGACUGGGAUAUUCAUGUGUUAUGUUUUAUAAUAUAUGUAUAUUAUCAGUAGAGAAAGUUCUGGAUUGUGUCCAUUCAGUCUGUUGAAAUAUGCUUCACAGAGCUUCCGUGGAAAUGAAGAUACAGUGAACUGUCUCACUACUUCAGAUGUAAUUUAUUCAGAACUACAGCGAAUAUUUAUGAAAAGUAAAGGGAAAGAAGACCGCACCAAAUUAUUGAAACUAGUAGUCUGUUAUGUGACUGUUGUUAGCCCUGUUUCUGAGAAGAGCCUGUCUAUUCAAAUUACGGAUGACGAUGACCCUUUUAUGUUGUACACCCUUGUUAUCAGUGAAGUCGAUUUCCAAGCAAUCAAAGAGCAACAGGGACUUCUUGUUGAGUAUGAUAAAUUUCCUCAGCAGAUGAUAAAGUUACUUCACUUUUGCAACAGUGAUGGGAGCAACUACCAUCUCAUUGUUGAAGAAGCAGUUGGAGAAACAUUUGGGUUGCCCCAAACUGUGAUGAAGAUCAUUGAAACAAACCAAUUCAAACAGCUGUGUCAUCUCUGUCUCAAAAUAAGCAUAGGAACUGAUGCUGAAGUUAAGAAGCACUUGGCUGUUCAACUAAAACUGUUAAAGGAUGCACUGAGUCAUGCAGAAUCUAAAGCUUCUCAGGCAGAAACCCGAGCUGAGGAUCUUUCAAAGAAACUGAAGGUGAAAGAGCAGGAGAUAGAACAACUACAACACCGUUGGCAUGAAGAAAUUAAUAAUGUUCAUCAGCAGACAAAAGACGAAAUAAACAGUGAGCGUGAGAAGCUCAUAAAGGCACAGCAAGACUUGAGGAAGUCUUUUGACAAUGAAAAGAUGCAGUUUCAGGACAUGCUUGCAGAAAAUAAGCGAAGUUUUGAGACACUUCUUGCUGGACUACAGACUGAGAACAAAGCUUUGUUUGAGCAAAGCUGUGAGUCAGAGUCAAAACUGCGUGAACAAGAUACCAAACUGGAUGCCCUAUAUAAAGAAAAUGCUGCAUUGCAGCGGGAAGUAACGGUAUUACGUAGUCAAAAUUCGAAGUUAGAUGCUAACUACCAUGAGAAAGAGAAAAAUUUGAAUUGUUUAAGAACAAGACAUGCAGUGUUGGAACAGGAGCUCAAAGAUAAAGAUGCACUUCUGAAACAACAGCAGGAGUUACUUCAAGUGGCUAAUGAGCAGAAGUCUCUUUUGGAAGAGAACCUGGCAGAGAAAGAUGUCAUCCUUGUAAGAAGACAGACCUCUUUGCAGAACCUUUCAGAAGAAUUUUUGAAAGGCAAUGAGAUAAUUAAAACACUGCAAAAGGAUAUCACCACAUUGAAAUCAAAGAUGAGACUUAGAACCAGAAUUAUAAUGGAGCAGGAAAGUGUGUUGUCCGCAAAAGAGAAGGAGAGAGUUGCAUUGCUUGCACUGGUAGAGGAUCAACGUAAAAAGAUUGAACAGUUGGAAUCUGCAGAGCGUCAACUCUCGGAGUCACUUAAGGCUGAAACUGCUAAGGUUACAGAGAAGGAAGCAAUGAUAAGCAACAAUACAAAUUUAAUUAAUUGGCUGAACAAACGUGUCAGUGAACUGCAGGCAGCUUCUCAAGUGCAGUCAUCUUCAAGGCUUCCUCCAAGUGGUUCUGGUAUAACAACUUCAACUCCUCAUGUGGGUGUGACUUUGGGUCCACAUAGGAUAUUGAAGCUUCAAACAUUAGUGGAAUCAGAAGUACCACGAUCUAGAAGUCCUGGAACUGCAUUAUACCCCAGUACAGAGAGAACACGAGCUCCUAGAGACCUGGAAACAGCAGCAGUGUUAUCUGAUGCUACAGCUCGCCAAAAUCGUGUCUUGGAAGACUCACAAAAUGUAUCUCCUGAAAUGGCACAAGCAAGACAUCAACCAGGGACAAAGACUUUCAAUCCUUCUUCCUAUUUCCCAAAAAAUGUAUCUAAGUUAGUUUCAUUAAGGUAAUAUUUCAUGUACAGUACAUAUGAUAAAAUUAUAUUGUGGGACCAAUAUGAAAACCAUGUUGUUGCCUUGAAACAUUCAGAUUCAAAUACAUAAUUUAACUGACAAAUUUUAAUAGUUAUUUUACAUAAUGCAAAUAUCACUCUAGUGUGUGAAAUAAAAUUAUUUUACAAAAUGA